Messenger RNA from Colletotrichum scovillei, 4073 nucleotides. RefSeq names its product aspartyl-tRNA synthetase. Gene Ontology annotation, molecular function: aspartate-tRNA ligase activity; RNA binding; ATP binding. Gene Ontology annotation, biological process: aspartyl-tRNA aminoacylation. NCBI's taxonomy places the organism in Eukaryota, Fungi, Ascomycota, Sordariomycetes, Glomerellales, Glomerellaceae. The record is from RefSeq and is a predicted model, not a curated record. Bases 611 to 3295 code for a protein of 894 amino acids. The transcript is spliced from 2 exons. Gene Ontology annotation, cellular component: cytoplasm; cytosol; aminoacyl-tRNA synthetase multienzyme complex.
ACGCAAUGUCACUUGGUCUGCAUCAUCCACGCCCUGCCACGAUGCCGUGUAAGCGUCUUGGGUCACCUAUUGCGCGGUCGGUCGGUACCCUACCUCACCUUAUAGGAGCCAAGCCAAGUCGUAGGGCAGCUCCGUGCAUCUCCCGUGGCUCGGCCUCCCUCCCUGCUCAUUGCCUCUGCCAAGUACCGGGUACACGUCGCCCAAAGUCUAUCAAGUACACACGAGAACCAACCUCGUGCCCAUGCGGAGCUUGAACGCUCGACGGCCGCGAUGAACCAUGACGGAGUCCGACUGUUGUGUCAUUAUCAAUCUUUUUGCCCUUUCUUCUUUUCGUUCGGUCCCGUAGGCUAGUCCCGGUCACGUUCACACCCUCGCAAACCUCCGCCCUUCCGCUUCCCGUCUGCAUUGUCUUAUACCUUGCCUCCCGCGCUCUAGCUACCCUGACAUCUCUUUCCUGUCUCCAGUAUAAGCUAUCUAGGCCAUUCGACUCACUCUGUCUGCCGUGACUGAAACAGAAAGCCUUGUUGUUACUCACACCUGCAAGUAAAUCUACUCGCACAUAGACGCCACCUCAUCCAAACUUCGUCUCGAGGACGACAGAGCAAACACCAUGACGGAACACGAAGUUCCACGGCGGUCGUCGAGCACGCUCUCCCGCAUAGCUCAGAGGUUCUCAUUCUCUACCAAGACAUCGCCCUCCCCGACACCGACCCAGACCAAAACAACUUUAUUCGAGAAGACUCGGGCAUCGAGUUCUACUAGUCAAUCAAGCAACUCUAGCAAAUCGAGCACCGGACGGAGCCCAGCACGAAGCGGUGAGCUGAGGCGUCAACAAAGGGGCGAAAAGCUUCUUCGUCAAGAGGAAGAGAAGCGCGAAUUGGAAGAGCGCCGUAGGAUCGAAUACGAACAAGCCCGCAGUGCCGAGGAUGAAGAAACUCGAGCACGGUACGGCGAAGGCGACGAGGGAGACUACCCGACCGAGCUCACGACCAUCGGCGAGGCAGUCAAGCUGGAUAUCAACACCAAGGUGACCUUUCGAGCGAGGAUCCACACCCAGCGGAACAUCUCGAAACAUCUAGACUUCAUUCUCUUCCGCGAUCAAACCGACACGAUCCAAGGCGUAUUGGCACACACGACGCCAAACAUGGUAAAAUGGGUUCAGAGGUUGCAUCCCGAAUCCAUCGUUCAGGUAUCUGGCACUUUGAAGAAGCCCGUCCAGGAAGUAAAGUCCGCACACCACCACCACGUUGAAGUAGACGUCUACUCCAUCCAUCUUCUCAACCCAGCCAAGGCACCUCCUUUCACAAACUACCAACCACCAGAGAGCAUGAACUUCAGGUUGAACAACCGCAUUCUCGACUUGAGACACCCCAGCAACCAAGCACUCUUCCGCGUGAGGGCCAUGAUCACACGCAAGUUUCGUGAAACACUGGACAACGGCGGCUUCAUCGAGAUUCAAACUCCUAAACUACAGCCAGCAGCCACCGAGAGCGGCGCCGAGGUGUUCAAACUGAACUACUUUGGACGGCGCGCAUUCUUGGCGCAGAGCCCUCAGUUGGCAAAGCAGAUGGCCAUCUCUGCAGACUUUGGCAAGGUGUACGAAGUCGGUCCCGUCUUCCGAGCCGAAAACUCCAACACGCAUCGCCAUCUGACCGAAUAUACCGGACUCGACAUCGAGAUGAAGAUCCACAAGCAUUAUCACGAGCUCAUCAGAGUCAUUGACCAAGUGCUCAAGAACAUCUUCACAGCCGUGCAGGCGAUGCCUGAACUAAAGAUCAUUCGUGAGCGGUUCCCCAGCGAAGACCUCGUAUGGUUGGACAAAACCCCCAUCAUUCCGUUCCCCGAAGGAUUGCAGAUGCUUCGUGAUGAUGGACGUGAUGUGGCCGAAGAAGAUCUGUCUACGCCGGAUGAGAUUCGGCUGGGUGAACUGGUCAAGCAGAAGUACGGAACCGACUACUACAUCCUUGACAAGUUCCCCGCCAAUGCCCGCCCAUUCUACACACACAAGGCAGGCGACCCAUUCUGGACUAAUUCCUUUGAUAUCUUCAUCCGCGGGCAAGAGAUUUGUACUGGAGGCCAACGCAUCAACGAUCCCACGGAGCUGCGCAAAAAUAUGGCCGACAAGGGUAUUUCGGAGGACGAGAUGGCCGAAUAUUUGGAAGCGUUCGACCUUGGCGCUCCCCCGCAUGGUGGUGCCGGCCUCGGUUUGGAUCGUGUUGUGUUCCUCCUCCUGAACCUAGGAGAUGUACGAUAUGGCACUCUCUUUUAUCGCGACCCAAAGUCGUUGCCCCAGCGGGCGUUCGCUCUGCCGCACCCGAAUGCCGACACCACCAAGGCUUGGGCAGGCAAGGAGAUGCCACCACUGGAAGACCUCAUUGCCAACUACGGCGAUGCCAGCAAUACUUCAUGGCUUGACGAACGAUUCGAACUCUGGCGACACAGCAGCGGUGCCGCGGUCGGUUACGUCAAGCGCGGCAAGUUUGCGAUGAUUACUGGAGACCCUCUCUGCGACCGUGGUCAAUACGAAGAGGUUAUUCCAGCUUUCAUUGACUUUGUCAAAAACGAGCUCAAGUUGACGCCCGUGUGGAUGUUGGUUUCCAACAAAGUUCAGGAAAUUCUGGGGCGCCGCAUCGGCUGGCGAACCAUGAGCUGCACCGUAGAGCAGCGGGCCGACGCUGAUCAGCACACCACACCCGACGGUCGCGCCGCUCGCCGCGUCAAGAAAGAAGGUAUCAAGGUCCAUGAGCUCAAGCCUGACGAAGAUUUCAUGAGGCGUGCCGAUCAGUCCAUCGAGGCAUGGAAGGAGAAGCGCAAGGGGAAGACCCAAGUCCAUCUCACUGAGAUCCGUCCCUGGAUUGACCAAGCUCAUCGCCGCUACUUCGCCGCCGAAAAGGACGGCAAGGUUCUAUGCAUGGUCGUUCUCGCGCAGCUGUCGCCCCGGUACGGAUGGCAGGUCAAGUGGGCGCUCGAUUUCCCCGACGCUCCCAAUGGAACGAUCGAAGUCCUUGUCGAGCACGCGCUCUCGUCCAUCUCCGGCCCCGUCACCUUUGGUGCCGGUGUAAGCGAGAAAUUCAUUCCCGGCGAGCACCUGCACGGUGUCAGGGCUAAGUUCCUCAGUAAGACCUAUGCCGGCAUCGUCAAGAGUCUGGGUCUCGGCAAGAAGGCCGAGUUCAGAGACAAGUUUGGAGUAUUGGGCGAGCAAGUGUACCUCUGCUACCCGCGCCGCGGCGUCAGCCUUUUCGAUCUCAAGCAGGUUGUCAAGUUUUUCAUGGAUGAAGACGAGGCCAAGGUUUGAGCCAGUUGGCACCAUUGACGACAGUGGGAGCGAGAAGCAUGGAGUUGAAUUCGCGACAUUGCAAGCACGGCGUUUGGCUUUUCUCUUUUCUUUUGCUGCAUAACCAUUACGAUACCUUUUGCGUCUGCGCCGUUUUUGGAUUAUCUUCUCUCUCUUUCUGUUCAGAGUCCUUCCUUUCGAUACCAGCAUAGACUCGCAUUCAGUGUUUCUCGCAUGUCAUAGCACCCCCAUUGGAGACGUUCAAGGCCAGGAAAACGGUUUCACAGCACUAUGUCCAGAUAGCAUUAUCCCGUAGUACCAUUAGAGAAACCCACAGACGUAUUUAUACCUCUAAAACGAUCUUUUCUGUUGUGAGAGUUGCAUAAAAAAGUCAAAGUCCGACGUCGGAGGAGCCGGAAGCGUUGGGAAGUUGGCACUCGACUAUGGACAUGCGCACGUUUGAAGCGAUGGUCACUGUGGCGUCCCUUUUGAAUCCGUCUCACAUGCUGCGUUUGCAUCGCAUGGUAUCCCACCGGCAGGCAAAGUGUGGUACAGUCUUGUUAAGCAAUUGUGGCAGGCGACAACGGUGGAAAACUUUUACCUCAAUUGACUACUUUGGUAAUGUAGCAAUCUGUCAAAACGCCUCGACUGCCGAGGGACGCGGGAUGUACCUAUCUCGGGAGGCUAUGAUGUCACAUCUCUGGUGGUUAAUGCCUGCCAUCAUGGUCUCUCAGAUCAAGGGGGGAAUUGCGGACGCAAAAGUGAGUGACAGAAUCAAGAUGAGCAUUGAUACACGACG